Messenger RNA from Morus notabilis, 1392 nucleotides. RefSeq lists its product as uncharacterized. The transcript has a single exon. NCBI's taxonomy places the organism in Eukaryota, Viridiplantae, Streptophyta, Magnoliopsida, Rosales, Moraceae. The coding region runs from base 104 to 1066 and encodes 320 amino acids. The record is from RefSeq and is a predicted model, not a curated record.
GAAAUAAAACAUUUAUAGUUAUAUAUAUACACACAUAUAUCACCCAGAGAGAGAGCUAUUGUGUCUCUUAUUACAUGAAUUUCUGUCACUUACGAGGAAAAAAAUGGAGGCGACACCUAAUAUAGUUUCUCUCUCUCCGAGCUUCAACAACUACUCAUCCUCCACCGGAAAUCUCACCGACAUCGCCGCCCGCGUCGUCAGCGAGCUCCGCCGGGAGAAUAGCGGCUCCGACGCCGCUUUCUUCCUCGACGAAGAAGAAGACGACCAUAUCUGGUUCCAUGCGGAGCUAGAUCAGAGACGUCCACAUCGUGAUCAUCAUGACCAUCACGAUCAUCGCGAUGGUCGUGAUGACGGUGAUGAAGAGGAUGAUGGAGAUGAUGAGUUUGAAUUUGCUUUCGUAUGCAGAGAAUCCGCGUCGUCACCGAUCUCCGCCGAUGAGAUCUUCUACAAUGGCCAGAUCAGGCCGGUUUAUUAUCCUCUCUUGGGCAAGAGCUUGCAGCUUCUAGAAGAACACGGCCUUAAGAGCUCUCGAAACGACGUCGUCGCCGUCGCCGCCGCCCGGGCGAACAAGGAAAAUGACAAGAACACCCCUCCGGCGCCACCGCGCCGCCGGCAACCGCUGAGGAAGCUGAUGGUGGAGGAAGAGAGGGAAACGACGACGUCCUGCUCGUCGUCAGAGACCGACGAGCUCGACGGCCUACAGCACGGGACUUUCUGCGUGUGGACGCCGAGGAACGGCGACAGCGGUGCCGCCACCGGAGGAGGGAAGAAGAGCAAGUCGACGGGAUCGUCGAAGCGGUGGAAGUUUGGGGACCUUAUAAGUCGGGGCAACAGCGACGGGAAGGACCGUACUAUUUUGGUUAUAGCUCCGAGCAAGAAAGCCUCGAAGGAGGGUAAGGCCACCGGAAAUGGAACGGCGACGAAGACCGAAGUGAAAAACGAGGUCGUUUUCGCGGCAGGGAAAGUGGGAAAGGCAGAAGAGCACAAGAGGAAGACGUACAAGCAGGAUUUUGUGGGGUUUUUGGCAAAUGUCCAUGGGUUGAGCAGGAAUUUGCAUCCAUUUUGAGAUUAGGGUUUUAAUUCCAUAAAAAGAUAAACGUAAUUACUUUGUAUAAUCUAGAUAUGUUAGCGUUAAAGAAAAAAAGAAAGAAAAAUAGUUAGGUUGCUUAGUGAAUUCUAAGGUUAAAAGGGUAAUGAAUGUUUUUUUUUUUUAAAUUAAUCUGAAUUUUAUCAAUGUUUGCGUGAUGUAAUUAUUCAGAAUUUUGUAUUAUCAGCGAGUGUUUUCACUACAGAUAAAGUGAUGACUAGGGACCAUAGUUUGUACAUUCGAGCUAUAAAAUAUUAGAAAAGGAAAAAAAAAAAAAAGGAACUUUGGAUGGAGGUUUUAAUUAA